AGUUCCGAUCCACUGUUUCCGAAAUUAUUGUGAUGCCCUUCGCUCCCCUUGUGAAUUGAUGAAGUUGGCGCUCUAUUGGUUCAGCAUCGACUCAGAUCGUUCUUCUCUAUGAUUACACACCCCCAGUUAUAGUCUAGUAAACUCGUGCUUGCUUAUUUAAUGAGCAGAAAGAAUACGGAUGGAACAGGCAACAUCUGACGAAUCUCAUGCCUCCACUUCCAUGAUAGGAAAAUAUCCUAGUACUUGGGGAGUACCUUUAGCUUUGGCCAUGUAUAGACGUGAGUUGUUUGUUGCGUAUGGAUGGGUGUACUAACAAACAGAGUAAAAGUUCAUCGUGUAUGCUUUCGAGUCUCCACAGGAAAUUGCUUGGAGCAGUGAGCAUCUGUUUUCUUUAAAUAAGAUGGAGUGGUCUGAUGACAAAAGAAGCAUGACUCAGAUUAUGCGGCGGACCGCUUUCAGAGCCUUCAACAAUGGCGACAGCGAAUCGCAAAGGCUCACACACUUUUACGACAUGCGACUUACUUAUGUGGACCCGGACGCAGGUGAAGCCGCGAGCGCGAAUUCGUCGCCAAAUAAGAGCAGCUGCAGUGAGAGAGAGAGUAGAAGUAGACUACAUUGCGCUACCGAGCACGCGCGGCGAAGUGUUGCGAUUCUAUGACCUUGGGAUGGUUUGUCGCUUGGUGCGUAGUGGCUGCUUGCAGUCUGCUCUAGUGGGUUUAUCGCGUUUUGCGCCGCCGCUUCGCUAUUUCUCUAUGCAGAGGGAACGAGCGUCAACAGGUUCUGCUCGAGCUGGCUAGUACUACACGGCGUUUUCGUCUAGUUAUCUCUUUGAUAGCGGAUAUGGUGCUCAGCGAAAUUCAGGACCUUUGGUAAGGUGGUCAGCGGCCCGCGCAGAGGGCCAGUACCACGCAGAAGCACCUGGUCACUCUUCUACUUCAAAACAGUAAGAAAACGAAGGAGAAGCAAUGGCCUCAACUGUGUUCCCCAUAGUGUUCGAGAAUUUAUUUGAUCUGUGUGGUUCUUUUUGUUCUUCUUUGACGUGUCUAGUGGAAGCAGGUCGUCCCGGUAUGUGUUGGAAAGCUUUCUCUUGGCUGUCAUGAGCGUGCGGCUGUAUGCGGCGAGCCCCGUCUUUGCAAAGAUGGGGGCUCCGAGGUGUUCGCAAUGCGUGCAAGCAUACGGCCACCGCGUGCGGCCUGCGCUCUUUGUUUCUGGCAGUGUGGUAGUGGAGCUGGCCUUGGGCGCACUCUAGAGCGCUCGAGGCCACCCUCUAAGCUUGCGGCAUCAAGUUGGGCGCGUGCCUUGUUUACCUCUGCAGCGUGAGUGCUGGCCGUGUUCGUGUCGUGAGAUGGUGGCGCGUGGUGUCUUGUAGGACUGCGCCACUCUGACGCGCCUACUUUGCAUGCUGUGAAGGGAGCCGCCACGGAACAAAGCACAGCGCGCGGCGAGGCGAAGCGCCACUCAUUCCCCGAAAUUAUUGCGCGGCUCUGCUCGCUUUAGACUAGUAACCUACCAGCCGACUACGCGGCGAGCGCAGGCGAAGGCGCCGGCCGGGGCUGCAGUGCAGCUAAGCCCACAGAACACGCGCCCAGAAGUGACACGCGGGCGCCGCUUGUCGGGCUCUUGCUCUUCUGUUUCCUUCUUGGGAGGGAGCUGCUUAAAGAGUUUCCUUAUGAGAAGCAGGCCCUGGCGGGGCUGGUGGUGGCAAGAAGAAGAAGAGGGCGCAGAAGUUGGCGGCUUUGAGGCACAAGCAGACCGCAGGGCGCCCAGCCUCUCUCAGCUGCGGGCAGCACAGACAGACCGCGCCGGGCCCAGGGGGCUGCGGCUACUUGCUUGCUUGUGCUUGUGGUCAUCAUUGCGGGGCGCGGCACGAAGCGCAGGAUGUUGGCGCCGGCUUCUGGAACUGCAGCAAGCGGAAGGGCCUCCGCUCGUGUGCCUGGGAGUCAUUGCCUCGCUUGUUGUUGUGGAUUUUCUGAAGGACAGAAAAUAAAGGGCUUGCUCUUGCAGGGUUGUCGUGCUUGUGUGGUUCUGUGUCUGCAUCUUUCCAGCUUUGUUGCGUGAAGUAUUUGGUGGACCGCUUCGGCACUCACCUCAGAGGCUGCGUGGCUGAUGGGGUGGAACUGCUUGCAAAGCGUGGCGACUGCAGCGUGCUGCGGGUUUUCUGCCAUGUCAAGCAGGAUAGCGAAAGCGCAAAGGCUACCGCAGCCGCAUGUAAGAGCAUGGCGGACCGGUUGCAGCGUUCGCGCAGGCUUUGUCUUGUCCACGUGUGGCGCCUUCUUUCUUGAGCGGGGCGGGCGUCGCGCUUCAUUUGCCGCAGGUUUCGCCUGAGGUGCUCGCUUGGCCCUUCCCUCUUUGCUUUGCUUUGUAUUGUUUGGUGUACAUCUGCGAUCUUAGUGAAUAUUGGCAAUCUUGGCAAUCGCUUCCAGCUGUUGCAAAUAUUUAAGAUCUGGACGAAUAUUUGCGCGUCUUUUUUGCGGCUGCUUUAUUUAUUUUUCUUUGUAAUAUUUUUUCGCAGCUGUAGCAGCUUAAAAAAAGCGCGGGAGGCGCCUGUGGGUUGUGUGUGUGUCGUUGUUUUUGCUGCUGCAGGACGAGAGGCGCCGGGCGUCGGUGGUGUCCUUGGUGUUUUUUGUGUGCAGUUUUUGCCUGUGUAAUAUUUUCGAUUUCUGUGCGUUCUCUUCUACGUUUUUCCCGCUGUGUGUCUGUGUAGCUGGUUCUUGUGGUGCGCUGCUGCCGUCUUCGCUGUGCUGUUUCCGGCGUGGUUUUGCCGCUGAGUCUUACAAAAAAAGCGGCGGCAGCUGUUUUUCUUUCUCUCUGGAGAAUUCUGCAAAUAUUCCUCGGCGUUAUUUUUCGGCUCUUUUAUAUUUGUGCGUAGAUUUCUCAUGAGUGGGCUAGCUGUAGACUCUCAGGCUUUUUGCUUGUCUGCUGGUUACUUGGUGCGCUGCCUUUGGUUCUUCUGCUUUCCCCUUGUUUCUGCGGGAUGGUUGUGCCAUGGCCUGGGUUGUUUAUUUUGUGCUUGUUGUGUCUCUGUCUCUUCUUGUCUGUCUUUUUUUGUGCACUUUCUUUGUGUUUUUUGGUAGCAGUUUGCCGCGGCGUUGGUGGCAGUGGUCGUCGGGGUUUUCUCCGGUUUUUUCUGCUGUCUUUUUAUUAAUUUCUGGCAGCUGAAAAACGGCGCCGCUUGCGGAACACGAAAUUAAUAAGCCCGCGCGCGGUUUUUCGGCUGGUUUGGAGUUUUGCGACCGGGUGUCGCCUGUCUUCUUUAUUUCGCCUCUUCUGGUUGUUAUCUUCGUCGCGAUGGUGUCACUGCUCGACCGUGUUGCGCCUUGACGCCCGCGCGCUUUUGUUUGUGUCUCCUCAGACAGUCACACCAUGGGGGGCAGGCUAAGCGUGGAAGAGAGGGGAGCGCGUGGCCUUUUUCUACUAAGUUCUUUGCGGGAGGUUUGCGCGAUAGGCUCAGGCUGUCGCUUCGUCUUUCUGUGGAGCUCCUCGACGUGGCGUUUCUCUGUGGCAAACCGAAAAAGGGCAGGCGCCUGCGCUCUUUUUUGCGGCUGCUCCGUAUUUUUUGCGCGAUGGGUAGAGCUUGGCUGGGCACGUGGUUGGCCGUUCGUGUCCCUUUGGUUUGUGUCUCGGUGUCUGCGCUGAGGUGGUUGGGAUGCACAAUGUGUCAGCUGUGUCUGCUUCCUGGCGUGCAUCAUUGCGGCGCUCGCUUGCUUCGUUGUGGUGUAGAUCGCGGCAGGCGGUCGCUUCUUUGGUUGUUUUGGUUCUGCUCGGCCGCUAUUUCUGCCUCGUCUUUUCUGCAGCAUGGUUUUGCGCUCCUGGUGAAGAGCCCUUGCUUGAUUCGGUGGUUUUUUUCGGCUGUGUUUUUGCAGAAAAUGGCGCAGCAGAAAAAAAGCGGCGGCGGGUGUUGCGCUGCUUAUUCUUGCGUGCGGUUUUUCUGCUGCUGUCGUUGUGGCUAGCUUGUCACCCGGCCGCCCUCGUCGAAGGUGCAGGCGGCGGCGCUGGCGCUAGAUCUCCGCGAAGCUAUUCGCCGCCGCGCGUGCUUUUUGGCGGCUUUGUGUGUGUCCUUUGAUGCGCGGCGCGGUUUUUUCGGCUGCAUAAACACACAGCCGAAAAGCGUCGGGAGGUGUUUUUGCCUUGGUUCUGCUUUCGGUGUUUUUGCGGCUCUGUCUCAUCAGUGUCGCCGUGGUUUGUUCUGUUGGGUGGAUGCUCCCUUGUUCGUUGAGUGAACGCCAGGCGCUUGCCGUGUGGCUGCUCUUUUCGGUCGGUGUGGUUGCUUUUGCUGUUGUUUCGGCGUGGAGAGAGUAGCGCAGCCGCGUGCCGCCAAAGGGCUGCCCAUUGCUUAGCGUUGGCAGCUGCCGCGCUUGUAGGUGCUGAGACCGCUGGGCUGAGCCAUGGGCGCUGCUCGUCGCUGUUCUGCUCUUGUUGUUCUGGUCUUAGUCUGGCCCACGUUGGUGCGCUCUUUGGUGUCUGGUGCAUGGCCUGCGACUGCCUGGCCCGUUUGCUGUGUGUGUUUCGGUAUUAAGGGCUGAAGGCGUUGCAUCUUCAGAGUGUUUUACUUUUCUACUUAUCGAUCAGUGUUCCCGGAGGUCAUUGCUUUCGCUGUUGUGUUCUUGGAGAGUGUUCCACUUGCUUGCGGAGCAGAAUGCGGAGCCCGCCGCGGGAGGGGUAGUCAGUGUCUGUGGUGUGUUUGGCGCACCCGCUUACUCCUUGCGGAAGUUGGUGGCCAGAGGGUUGCGAACUGCAUGGGAGUGCUUGAGAACCUUGCGGCCUGACCGUAAUGCGACAGGCCCCCGCGCUGAGUGAGGCCGGGGCGUGGCUGUGGACAAGCCGCGAGGAGGCACGCGCAUGGCAGAAGAUUGCGGAGGCACUCACGGGGCCAGGGCGUGCCCAGGGUGGCACCCUUGCGGGUACGGAAUCGGCGACGGCAAUAGCAUUGGCUUCGGCGCCAUUUGGUUCGGGCUGCGGUGGUGUGGGGACGCCAACGCGGCACCCCUGACAGCGUUCCCACCCCAUCGCCCGGGGGUUCGGUUACUUUCUGCCAUCUUCUCGGGGGUACUUCUUGGACUCCUCCAACAAAGUCCGCGGCUGUGGGUCGCUUUUGUCGCACGGAUUGGCUCAGCCGCCUCAGCUGCGAGAGCUGUUCCUGAAUGGGAUGCUGGCGCUGCCGUUUAUGUCGGCGGGGACUACGUAAGCCGGCUAGGCUUUGCAAAUUGCCACAAAGAUGCGCCAAAGCUGCCGCCUAGUGGCGUGCCCUCCACUGCGGCCCCUGCCUGCCGCUCGCGCGCUUGCCAAGUGGAUUUCCUGGAGGCCUUCCGAGAUCGUGUUCGCUAUGAAAAACCUGGCCGCAGUAAAGGAGCGCCGUGCGCUGCUGCAUCGCGUUGAUUGCUGGCGGCGUCACCGACAGGGGCUAGCGUGGUUGCUGCCUUCCCGAAUCUGGCACAGAUUGGGACUCCUUUGAAGCUGCAGCCGCAGCUAUUCGCGUGCACUACUCCGCGCCCCCGUGCGCUGGCGGUGGUGGCUUAGUUUGUGACGAGCGCAAGCCCCGAAGGCAGACAAAAGGGGCAGAAGAGGGGAGGCGGCUCCCCUGUUUGUUUUGGCGUCGUCCGCGCUUAGCCUUCUCCAGGGGGUAAGUGGGCCGGUCGCUCGCGUGUUUGGCAACACAACUGCCCCCGCAGUGCGUUGGAUUGCGGCGGACUAGGCUUGGGCCUUGGUGCUCUUUUUGGUCUCCGCGUUUGGUGUGCCGCCAGCUCCUCAGCGCGCGCUGGUUGUGGUGUGAGCAGUUUGGGGAACACACUCAAGCGGCUGGAAACAGUGACACACUCGCCGAGGCGCAAACGCUGGACGGUCGGGGCUCGGGUUCUAUGGCGUGCAGAAGCGCUCGCUUGCCUGAUUUUAGCGCGCUAAAUUUGGCGCGCGUGGUCAUGCCGAUCGUGUCUUUCAGGGCGGGCCAUUGUCGGCGAACUUCUUGGCGCGUGGUUGCUUUUGGCAUGCAGGUAAGACUGGCAGGUCGCGCGGGGCGGUUCUUGAUUGAGGUCGCCGGGAAUAGGGAGACGCGCCCGUCUUUUGCUUCGUUUCUUCCUGGUUAUUCAAUGCACAGCAGAUUCUGUUGGGCCUACUUGGCUGAUGUCGUCUGAUUGUCGCACUAGACACAGCAUUUCUUCUCGAAAACAAGCAAGAUUCUUCAAAUACAACAAACUUUUUUGAUUAGAUUACGCAUUAUUAUGAAAACUUUGCGCGCCAUGUGCUCCACUACAUAUUCGUGAAGCGCACUAAUCCCAACUAUCAAAGGUCGACGCGAUUUGGUCAGUGCGUGCAUUCUCUUUUGAAUAGCUGCAAGGAUUUGCGAUGUAUGGGGAGGACAAGCCAGCGGAGAAUCAGACUUCGCGUGAGUAUCUGGCUUUGUGAGUAGCGGCAAGAAGGAAAAAGGGAAGGCUCGCAGCGGCUAUUGAUGGCUGACAAAGCUAGCCUUGAAUAAUUCUCAGGGCAUGUCGCCAUCCUGCUUUUUUAUCUUCUUAAAUACUUCAGAAUGAAACUGUAGGUGCGCCAAGUCUGGCUGUAUAGAUAUCGUCCGAUCUGAGCGCCAGAAGUAAAGCGAUUUGAUC
Molecule: messenger RNA, 6596 nt
Organism: Amoebophrya sp. A25
Lineage: Eukaryota; Dinophyceae; Syndiniales; Amoebophryaceae
Source: the annotation of a GenBank genome assembly